Populus nigra (black poplar) is the source of this 1071-nucleotide messenger RNA. Its product is annotated as LOB domain-containing protein 18-like. Bases 211 to 945 code for a protein of 244 amino acids. The record is from RefSeq and is a predicted model, not a curated record. Gene Ontology annotation, biological process: hormone-mediated signaling pathway; positive regulation of DNA-templated transcription. NCBI's taxonomy places the organism in Eukaryota, Viridiplantae, Streptophyta, Magnoliopsida, Malpighiales, Salicaceae. Gene Ontology annotation, cellular component: nucleus. The transcript is spliced from 2 exons.
CCCACCAUUAAAAAAAAAAAAACAACAAACUCUAACCCCAAAUACCCCAUAAACCAACACCACCACCCACCAAACCAAACCAAACCCUAGACCACCACCACAUACACAUACCCUCCAUCUCUCUUCUCCUCCUUCAAAUACAAACCCUGGGUAAUUAUGUGACAAACUGUUUUAUUUACUUUCUUUUGUUCUUAAAGAAAGAGAAAGGAAAUGAGUACUACAACAACAAACCCUAUAAAUAGCGGUGUUGGUGGUGGGAGCAGUGGUGGUGGAGGUGCAGGUGGAAGUAGUGGUGGUGGAGGUGGGCCAUGUGGUGCUUGUAAAUUCUUGAGGAGGAAGUGUGUGCCAGGCUGUAUAUUUGCACCUUAUUUUGACUCGGAGCAAGGUGCGGCACAUUUUGCAGCGGUGCAUAAGGUUUUUGGUGCGAGUAAUGUGUCAAAGCUUUUAUUACACAUACCUGCCCACAAAAGACCUGAUGCUGUGGUCACAAUUUGCUAUGAGGCUCAAGCUCGUUUAAGAGAUCCAGUUUAUGGAUGUGUUGCUCACAUCUUUGCUCUUCAACAACAGGUGGUAAAUUUACAAGCAGAACUCUCAUACUUACAAGCCCAUCUAGCAGCAAUAGAGGUUCCAUCGCCACCUCCUCCACCACCGCCAGCACUAGUGACGCCGCCUCCAUUCUCAAUAGCUGACCUCCCAUCAGCCUCUUCUAUCCCCGGCGCCGCGUAUGAUUUAUCAUCUCUUUUUGAUCCAAUGGUGCAACCCUCAUGGUCCAUGCAGCCAAGACAGCUGGACCCCCAUCAGUUUGGAGGCAGCAGUGGCACGUCAGAAACUAGUGGUGGUGAUCUACAAGCAUUGGCUCGUGAGCUCCUCCAUAGACGAGGAUCUCUACCGCCAGGGUCCGUGCCCUGUAGUGACGCAUUAGCAUCAUCAUCUAUCUCUAAAUGAGACCGACAUUAUAUUAACAAAGUACUUUUACUAAUGGGAUGCGAACCAGGGGGUUUAAUUUCCCUGCUAUUUCGCUGGCCAUGCAUGAUUUGGUAGUUUGAUAAUUGAUCGAUAUUUCUUUUUGUU